AUGGCGUCUCCGCUCUCUUCUCUCUCCCUCCGUCCUCUUCCUCUGUCGCCCGGAAGUUUUCCCCCCCAGAUCUUCCAUCGCCGCCGCGGCCAUGCCGCCGCGCCCCCCCUCCGGUUGAGUCCGCCGGGCGGUGCCGCCCUGCAGGCCAAGAAGGACGGUGGCGACGCCGUCGGCCCUCCGGACCGGCUCAUCGCUGCGGCCUGCUACCUCUACCCCUUCCUCGACGGGAUCCAGUACGGUAAGUAUGUCAUCACCCAGUUCCCGGCCUUCCAGGUGCUGCUGCAGCCCCUUGUCCCCGCUAUCCGCCUGUUCAGGGGUUUCCCCCUCAACGGGCUCCUCAUCUUCUUCACGCUCUACUUCGCCGUGGUGAGAAACCCGGGGAGCUUCAGCCGGUUCGUCCGCUUCAACACCAUGCAGGCCAUCGUCCUCGAUGUGCUCCUCAUCUUCCCUGACCUGCUGGAGAGGAGCUUCUCCCCCCGCGAGGGGGUGGGACUGGACCUGGUGAUGAGCCUGGACAGCACCGUCUUCCUCUUCCUGCUGGUCUCUCUCCUCUAUGGCUCUUCGUCCUGCCUCCUUGGGCAGCUCCCCAGGCUACCCAUUGUUGCAGAGGCGGCUGAGAGGCAGGUCAUGUGA
Molecule: messenger RNA, 633 nt
Organism: Spirodela intermedia
Lineage: Eukaryota; Viridiplantae; Streptophyta; Magnoliopsida; Alismatales; Araceae
Source: the annotation of a GenBank genome assembly